AUGGCGAGAACACGCGCGACAGCAGCUAGAGGUAGAGGUGGAGGUAGAGGAGCUGGCAGAGGGGCGGCCCCAGCUGGGGGCGGCGUCCCAGUGGUUGACCCCGUGCCUCCAGUGGUUCCUAACGAGGCAGCAGGAGAUGCAGCCGCACCAGCCCAGCCAGCAGCAGUACCAGUUCCGCCAGGAGCUGCAGCUGCUCAGGGUAUACCAGAUGCUAUGGCACAGGUGCUGAAUUGGUUGCAUGGGUUAGCACAGGCCGGAGCUAUACCAGCCGGUCCAGCAGGUAGGGGCGCAGGAGUAGCAGCCCCAGGUCCGGACAGAGUACAGGCUCAGGAGAUAGUGGAGCAUGUCCGUAUUGUUGAGGGUAUUAGGCAGGAGAGUCAUGCGAAGCAGGUAGAGAAGAAGGCCCGUAGGGGUGGGAUGUUCAGCAACUCCUUCUCGAGGGGUCAGAGUUCACAG
Messenger RNA from Lycium ferocissimum, 456 nucleotides. RefSeq lists its product as uncharacterized. The annotation marks the transcript as partial. The record is from RefSeq and is a predicted model, not a curated record. The transcript is spliced from 2 exons. Lineage: Eukaryota; Viridiplantae; Streptophyta; Magnoliopsida; Solanales; Solanaceae.